AUGGCUUCUCGUGGUGUUCCCCGUGCCCUCCGCCUCGCCCGCGUGGCCGCUCCUCGCUCGGUUAUCACCGCAGCUCUCCCUCGCCCUGCCAUCGCUGCUGCUACCCUCCCCCGUGUCUCCUCGGUUGUUACCCCCGUCCGUGGUAUCAAGACCAUCGACUUCGCCGGUGUCAAGGAGGAUGUCUACGAGCGUGCCGAUUGGCCCCGUGAGAAGCUCCAGGAGUACUUCAAGAACGAUACCCUUGCCCUCAUCGGCUACGGCUCCCAGGGUCACGGUCAGGGUCUGAACCUGCGUGACCAGGGUCUCAACGUUAUCGUUGGUGUCCGCAAGGAUGGUGCGUCAUGGAAGGAGGCCAUUGAGGACGGCUGGGUCCCCGGCAAGAACCUGUUCGAUAUGACCACCGCCAUUGAGAAGGGUACCAUUGUUAUGAACCUGCUUUCCGAUGCCGCUCAGUCCGAGACCUGGCCCACUAUCAAGCCCCUCCUUACCAAGGGCAAGACUCUCUACUUCUCCCACGGUUUCUCCCCCGUCUUCAAGGACCUCACCAAGGUCGAUGUCCCCAAGGACAUUGAUGUCAUCCUCGUUGCCCCCAAGGGUUCCGGCCGUACCGUCCGCACUCUCUUCCGUGAGGGCCGUGGCAUCAACUCCUCCAUCGCUGUCUACCAAGACGUCACCGGUCACGCCAAGGAGCGCGCCAUCGCUAUGGGUGUCGCUGUUGGCUCCGGUUACCUUUACGAGACCACCUUUGAGAAGGAGGUCUACUCUGACCUCUACGGUGAGCGUGGCUGCCUGAUGGGCGGUAUUCACGGUAUGUUCCUCGCCCAGUACGAGGUCCUUCGCGAGCGUGGUCACAGCCCCUCCGAGGCCUUCAACGAGACCGUUGAGGAGGCCACCCAGUCCCUGUACCCCCUGAUCGGUGGUUACGGUAUGGACUGGAUGUACGCUGCCUGCUCCACCACUGCCCGUCGCGGUGCUCUCGACUGGUCUAGCCGCUUCAAGGAUACCCUGAAGCCCGUCUUCAACGACCUCUACGACAGCGUUCACAACGGCACUGAGACCCAGCGCUCCCUCGACUACAACUCGCAGCCCGAUUACCGCGAGAAGUACGAGAAGGAGAUGCAGGAGAUUCGCGACCUCGAGAUCUGGCGCGCCGGAAAGGCCGUCCGCUCUCUCCGUCCCGAGAACCAGAAAUAA
Molecule: messenger RNA, 1194 nt
Organism: Penicillium coprophilum
Lineage: Eukaryota; Fungi; Ascomycota; Eurotiomycetes; Eurotiales; Aspergillaceae
Product: Ketol-acid reductoisomerase
Exons: 1
Coding region: 1-1194 (397 amino acids)
Biological process (GO): L-valine biosynthetic process
Cellular component (GO): mitochondrion
Molecular function (GO): ketol-acid reductoisomerase activity
Source: RefSeq, a predicted model, not a curated record